GCAGUCGCUUCUUCCUCCUCAUCGCGGCAUCAGCACUCGACUUCAGUCCGGGAAGGCUUCCUCAUCGGUACUCCAAUGGCUACCUCCGCGCUCCAGCAAUCGGCUUUCGCCGGCCAGACCGCUCUGAAGCAGCAGAACGAGCUCGUCCGCAGGGUCGGCUCCUCCAGAGGCCGCUUCUUCAUGCGCCGCACGACGGCGAGCACCCCCAAGAGCAUCUGGUACGGGCCGGACCGUCCCAAGUACUUGGGGCCCUUCUCGGAGCAGACGCCAUCGUACCUGACGGGCGAGUUCCCGGGCGACUACGGGUGGGACACGGCGGGGCUGUCGGCGGACCCGGAGACGUUCGCGAAGAACCGGGAGCUGGAGGUGAUCCACGGGCGGUGGGCGAUGCUGGGGGCGCUGGGGUGCGUCUUCCCGGAGAUCCUGGCCAAGAACGGCGUCAAGUUCGGGGAGGCGGUGUGGUUCAAGGCCGGGGCGCAGAUCUUCUCGGAGGGCGGCCUCGACUACCUGGGCAACCCCAACCUGAUCCACGCGCAGAGCAUCCUCGCCAUCUGGGCCUGUCAGGUGGUGCUGAUGGGCUUCGUGGAGGGCUAUCGCGUCGGCGGCGGCCCGCUGGGUGAGGGCCUCGACGCCAUCUACCCCGGCGGCGCCUUCGACCCCCUGGGCCUGGCCGACGACCCCGACGCGUUCGCGGAGCUCAAGGUGAAGGAGAUCAAGAACGGCCGCCUUGCCAUGUUCUCCAUGUUCGGCUUCUUCGUGCAGGCCAUCGUGACCGGCAAGGGCCCCAUCGAGAACCUCUACGACCACCUCGCCGACCCCGUCGCCAACAACGCCUGGGCCUACGCCACCAACUUCGUCCCCGGCAAGUGAUCAUCUCCCGCUGCCUUCCUGCGUGCAUUGACGUCGUCGUUGUCGGUCGUCUUCCUCUAAAAUGGUGGUGUAACGGUACGUGAAGGGAGGCUGCAAUCGAGCCAUCAUGUGUUGUGUUGUACUGUAAUAUUGAUAUUAUUAGUUAAUGGUCGACUUAGUGCAA
Messenger RNA from Musa acuminata AAA Group (dessert banana), 1033 nucleotides. RefSeq names its product chlorophyll a-b binding protein 151, chloroplastic. The coding region runs from base 76 to 870 and encodes 264 amino acids. The record is from RefSeq and is a predicted model, not a curated record. Gene Ontology annotation, cellular component: chloroplast envelope; plastoglobule; chloroplast thylakoid membrane. Gene Ontology annotation, biological process: response to light stimulus; photosynthesis, light harvesting in photosystem I. Lineage: Eukaryota; Viridiplantae; Streptophyta; Magnoliopsida; Zingiberales; Musaceae. The transcript has 2 exons.